AUGGAAAGACUAGUUGAACGGUUAGAGAAGGCUGUGGAGCGUCUGGAGACAGUGUGCCAAGGACCUGGCAUGUGUGGAGAUGGCUCUUCCAAAGGAGUGGCUCAGUACGUGCAGGCUUUCGAUGCCCUUCUGGCUGGCCCAGUAGCUGAGUACAUCAAGAUCAGCAAAGAAGUUGGUGGGGAUGUGCAGAAGCAUGCUGAGAUGGUUCAUGCGGGCUUGAUGAGCGAGAGGGCUCUUCUGGUGAUGGCGUCUCAACAUCAGCAGCCAACAGAGAAUGCAUUUUCAUCACUUCUGAAACCGAUUUCAGAGCAAAUCCAGGUGGUGCAGAAUUUCAGGGAGAAGAACCGUGGUAGCAAACUGUUCAAUCACUUAUCAGCAGUCAGCGAGAGCAUCCCAGCCCUGGGCUGGGUGGCCAUGGCUCCAAAGCCUGGUCCUUAUGUGAAGGAAAUGACUGAUGCUGCCAUGUUUUAUACCAACCGGAUCCUCAAGGAGUACAAGGAUGUAGAUAAAAAGCAGGUGGACUGGGUGAAAGCUUAUCUGAGUAUCUGGACAGAGCUGCAGGCCUACAUCAAAGAGUAUCACACCACAGGGCUGACUUGGAGCAAAACAGGUCCUGUAGCAACAGAAGGGGCUAAAUCACCAUCCGCUCCCCCAGCCGGGGCUGCGCCUCCCCCACCAGGCCCUCCUCCCCCACCUGCUCCUGCCCCCACGAGCUCCAGCACAGAUGACUCUGCCUCCCGCUCUGCGCUCUUCGCCCAGAUCAAUCGGGGAGAAGGCAUCACCUCUGGCUUAAGACAUGUUUCAGAUGACAUGAAGACCCACAAGAAUCCAGCACUGAAGAACCAAGGCGGUCCUGUGAGAAGUGGACCCAAACCUUUCACUGCUCCCAAACCAGCCUGUAAUGCUAAUCCCUCCCAAAAAACUUCUCCAAAGGCGCCUGCAUUGCUAGAAUUAGAGGGCAAAAAGUGGAGAGUGGAAAACCAGGAGAAUGCCACUAACCUGGUCAUUAGUGACACAGAGUUGAAGCAGGUAGCAUAUGUUUUCAAGUGCACAAAUAGUACGCUCCAAAUCAAAGGCAAGAUCAACUCCAUCACCCUCGAUAACUGUAAGAAGCUAGGUCUGGUGUUCGAUGAUGUGGUGGGCAUCGUAGAGAUCAUAAACAGCAGGGACAUUAAAGUUCAGGUAAUGGGUAAAGUGCCAACGAUUUCCAUCAACAAGACAGACGGUUGCCACGUGUAUCUGAGCAAGAACUCCCUAGACUGUGAAAUCGUCAGUGCCAAGUCAUCGGAGAUGAACGUCCUUAUUCCCACAGAGGGUGGUGACUUUACUGAAUUCCCUGUCCCAGAACAGUUCAAGACAGUGUGGAACGGUCAGAAGUUGGUUACCACUGUGACAGAAAUUGCUGGCUAAGCAGAAAAGCUCCAAGGCUCACGCCCUCCCCUGGCCCUGCUGUGGGACAAAUCUGCUUUCAGAUGAUUCUCUUAGAUUUCUUGUACCUUUCUGCUCUCAAACUGCUUCUCUUCUACCCAGGAGACACAGCUACCUGCCACCACUGAAAUACCUCUGGCUGGGGUUUGGUGUAGGUGGCAGGUCAGUUAUUGUCCACAUCUAUUAGCAGGAAGGUGGGUUUUUUUUCUCCCCUUGUCUGAUCUAACUGCACCAAUUGAUCAAGUCAGAUUUUUGGUGAACUUCACAGCCAGUACUGGCAGUUGGCUUUGAGUGUUGUUCAGGUUUUGUUGGGGUUUUUUUGGGUUUUUUUGUAUUGCCUUUAAGCAAACUGUUCAUGUGAGAGAGGAAUGUUGUCCCCUUUUUAACAAAUAAUGGUUUAUGUUGGGAUCCCAAGUACCCAGUUGCUAUGGCAAAUGUCUCAAGAAGGUCCUGGAAGCUGCUAAUUCCAGCUCU
Molecule: messenger RNA, 1902 nt
Organism: Balearica regulorum gibbericeps (East African grey crowned-crane)
Lineage: Eukaryota; Metazoa; Chordata; Aves; Gruiformes; Gruidae
Source: RefSeq, a predicted model, not a curated record